Messenger RNA from Pimephales promelas (fathead minnow), 1663 nucleotides. RefSeq names its product transmembrane protein 120Ab (gene tmem120ab). Gene Ontology annotation, cellular component: membrane. The record is from RefSeq and is a predicted model, not a curated record. NCBI's taxonomy places the organism in Eukaryota, Metazoa, Chordata, Actinopteri, Cypriniformes, Leuciscidae. Gene Ontology annotation, biological process: fat cell differentiation.
AAAGUUCACUACAAAGUUCAAGCCUAUAUUGCAAUCGCUAAAUAAGAGAUACGACGAAGAUUGUCUAUUGAAAUGCUUCUAAACUGAUGCAGUCUUUAAAUUCGACACAGAAAUCUGCAUUGAAGACAUUGCUGUGUAUCCAUCACAGUUUGUUUCUCUGCAUUUAGUUAUCCGAGAAAUCUGGUUAGUUUAACUGAGUAGUUGUACUGAUAAAGUUUACAUGUCGACAUCACUCGCAACAGCCCUUCAAGAAUGGAAGGUUCAGGAGAAAGAAUUACAGCAGCUUCAGGAGACCCAUCGGCUUUACCUGCAGAAGUUGGAGGAAGUCUCCAAACUUCAAAAAAGCUUUGCUGCCUCAAUAUCUCGACAGAAAAAGAAUUUAAAGGACAAUUUAAAGGCUUUGUCAAAAUUUGAUAAAGGACUGACUGAAGAGGAGAAGAAUGAGGUGAAGAAGGUCAAAGGUCACAUUCAAAAUAUGCCAAGCCUAAUCUUUCAAAUGGAAGAAUUUAUUCCAAAGAAAAAUGGGCUUUAUCUCAGUCUUGUCCUUGGGAGUGUGAAUGUCAACCUUCCAAGCAAAGAGGCAAAAGCUGAAUACAAAGAUGAGUAUGAAAGGUUCAAGCUGUAUGUGACCGUGAUUCUGUUCCUGAUGACCUUCAUAUGUCGCUUCUUCAUCAGCUACAGAGUUUUCGAUGCCCUUCUUAACUUCCUGUUGGUUUGGUACUAUUGCACCCUGACAAUCCGUGAAAGUAUCCUCAUCAGCAAUGGAUCCAGGAUUAAAGGCUGGUGGGUUUUCCACCACUACAUUUCCACCUUUCUGUCUGGGGUCAUGCUAACCUGGCCAGAUGGUGAAACAUACCAGUCUUUCAGGAACCAAUUUCUGAUCUAUUGUUUGUAUCAAAGCUUUGUGCAGUGUCUUCAGUACUACUAUCAAAGUGGGUGUCUCUACAGGCUAAAAGCACUAGGGGAACGACACAACUUGGAUUUGACUGUUGAGGGAUUUCAGUCGUGGAUGUGGCGGGGACUGACAUUUCUUCUUCCCUUUCUCUUCCUGGGUCAAUUCUGGCAGCUUUGGAACAGUAUUUCCCUGUUCAGAAUGGUUCUGCUCCCUGAAUGUAAAGAAUGGCAGGUUUCCAUGUGUGGCUUCUGCUUUCUGGUUCUGUUUGCGGGAAAUUUUUUCACAACACUUGCAGUUGUUCGUCACAAACAUCAAACCCAGCAAAAUACCAAGAGGCUGUGAUUUUUAAAAGCUUUCGUGUAAAUUUUUUUUUUUGCAAAAUAAGCUGAAAAAUAAGACGUAAUUUAAGUCAAUAAUGGACCUUACACAAAAAUCUUUGCGUCAAACUCAGUUCCUGGAGGGCCACAACCCAUGCAGAGUUAGUUUCAACCCUAAUUAAACACACCUGAUUAGCUAUUCAAGUCCUUGAGUCUCAUUUGAAAACUGCCAAGUGUGUGUCUGUUGAAGCAGGGUUGGAGCUAAACUCUGUAGGGGCUGUGGCCCUCCAGGAACUGGGUUUGACACCCCUGUAAGUGAAUCAAAAAUGUCUUAAUUUUUUUUUAUUAUCUUCCAGAGAACGUGCAAACUGCAUUUUGUUUUGAAUGGAUGUUGGAUGUUAUACAAUCUAUAAUAAAGUUGUUUGUCUGAAAUUACCAGACUUGAAUAAAC